AUGCCGCUUCUCAGCGUGCCCAAAGAAGUGGCCGUCGGGACGGCGAUGCUGGGGGUCGCCUUUGCCACGGGCAUGCUUGCAGGUAGAAGAUACCCAUCUUUAGUUUUUGGGACACCGAGUGGUAUGAUGGGGAAAAACAGUCCUCUCCGGCAAUACAUGCUGGAUCACUCUUUGCGGGAACAUCCCAUUCUAAAGAAGCUGCGUCUGCUCACUGCUGAUCAUCCCUGGGGCAGAAUGAUGGUGUCCUGUGAGCAGGCUCAGCUUAUGGCAAAUUUAGUCAAACUCAUUAAAGCCAAGAAAGUUAUUGAAAUAGGUGUUUUCACAGGUUAUAAUGCCUUGAAUAUGGCACUUGUCCUGCCAGAUAAUGGCCGAGUUAUUGCUUGUGAUGUAAAUGAGGACUAUGCCAAAAUUGGAAGGCCACUGUGGAAGGAGGCAGGAGUAGAGCAUAAAAUUGACCUGCGAAUUAAGCCAGCAAUUCAAACACUUGAUGAACUGUUGGCCAAUGGAGAAGCAGAAACCUUUGACUUUGCUUUCAUUGAUGCCGAUAAAGAAAACUACAAUGAGUACUAUGAAAAAUGCUUGCGCCUCAUAAAGAAAGGGGGAUUAAUUGCUAUUGAUAAUGUCUUUUGGAAUGGAAAGGUGCUAAAACCAAGGAAGAAUGACUUGGCAACGCAGAGUAUCCACCGCCUCAAUGAGAAGCUUCUCAGAGAUGCACGGGUCAAUAUCAGCAUGCUCCCAGUGGGGGAUGGAGUCACAUUAGCAUUCAAGUUGUAA
This is a messenger RNA of Cinclus cinclus, 774 nucleotides long. It is a transcript of the gene COMTD1, whose product is annotated as catechol-O-methyltransferase domain containing 1. The transcript is spliced from 7 exons. The record is from RefSeq and is a predicted model, not a curated record. The coding region runs from base 1 to 774 and encodes 257 amino acids. Lineage: Eukaryota; Metazoa; Chordata; Aves; Passeriformes; Cinclidae. Gene Ontology annotation, molecular function: O-methyltransferase activity; S-adenosylmethionine-dependent methyltransferase activity.